UUCUCUGCUGUCUUGACUGGAGACAUGUUGGACCAGGCCUAUCAGGAGGGGAGGCGCAUUGCACUUGCUCUGAGGCAUGAAAUUGAUUAUGCUGAGGACGUGGAUGAGCACUUACUGGACGAGGCCUACCAGGAGGGGAGGGGCAUGGCACUCCAUGUGAAGCACGAUGCUGUCCCAACUGAAGCCAGGAAUGCGCAAAGAAAGGUCACCCAGCCGAUAAAAAGGGACCAUGCAGGACGAGGCAAGCCAAGAGGGAGAUGUGGAGGACGGCGUCGAGCCUCAACUGCUGUCACAUGCCCUGGUACGGAGGACUCCCAGGCCACGACUAUUGCAGGGAAUUCCCAGCCAAGAGUGUUUGCUCAAGAAGAAUUUGACCGAAACAUGGAGAGGCUGUCAAUGACUUCUGGGUCAUUCCAUACUGAUGUGCCUGCUGUGCCUCUGCAAAGCUCCUCGUCUUGGUCCUUGCGUCAGCUGAAAGCCCAAGAACAGUGGAAGGAAGCUCGGCCAGACCACCUGCAAUAUCUACUGUCAACUGAGGCUGUUGGCCAGGAGUUGUGCUCUAUCUGCCAUCAGGCUGCUGUUAUAAGGUGCAGAGACUGCCUUCCCGAUGAGUGGUUGUGUGAGGCCUGUGAUGUGUUGCACCAUAGAAGAUGGCCACUCCACAACAGAGACAGGGUGGUGGAUGGCUUCCUCAAGGCCAUCCCACCAUCCACAUGCUAUACUAAAGGGGAAACUGGACACUACAUCUCACACAAGCAAGGCAAGCUUUUGCAAAGUUGCUGGAACAUCGCACUCGGCGUGCUGGAAGACUUCGAAAACACUGCAUUUUUUGAAGGGCUGUUUCUUGCCAAGGACAGUAAGGUGUCAGCUUUUGUUGACACCAUUAGGACUGCAGUGAAAAGCACGCAAGGCAAAGCAACAUGCGGUGCUUCGCAGUGGGCAGCAGCCAGGGAAACCUCACGGAGGGCCAGUAAACUCGAUGAGGAGGGCGUUGAGGUAGCCGUGUGUCGCCAUGGCUACCUCUUGAAAGGCCUAAAUAUGUACCGGGGUGAAAUUUUUGCCUACCCUCUGUAUCUCCAGAGAGAAAUUCAGGCCACAGCAAAUGUCAAAUUCUUUGCCAUGGAUGUCACCUGCAAGUACUGGCCAUACCUCCAAAAGGUAGUGGCUGCCCUUCCACCACUCCAGGGGCUCUUGCAGAUGAGGCCAUUCCUCAGCAUCAUGCAUGCCAGGGCUCAUGCCACAAAGUGUGAGCUUAAAUGGAGUGGCAGGAAUCAGGAGGGAGCAGGCACAACGGCUGGUGAAGAGGUUGAGCAGGUGAACAGCUACCUCUCCCUUUGUGCUCUGACAACAAAAUAUAUGUCUAAAGCAGCCCGUGUGGACAUGCUGACUGUCCAUGCAAUGGAAUGGAACAGGCACAAGGGAGACAAUCUCCACAAGGCCCUCUCCACAAGAUAUGUGAAGACUUGUCAAAGAGCUGUGGAGGAGACAGCAAGACUUCUAGAGCUCAGAGAAGAGGUCCAUUGCUCAGAGGAGAUGGCACUGCAGUGGGUUAUGGAUGUUCAGGAAUGGGCUGGGGAGACAACAGAUGCCGCCAGUGAUCAACGAUCCCUGCAACAACAGUCCAUUGAGGGGCUUCAUCUGAGCCUUCACCACAGAAAACAGAGCCUCUACUGUCAAAAUGACAGCAACAAGCUUCGUCACCGCCUGCGCAAAAAUUUGGCGAAAGACAAGCGGCGUCUCUUCGAACAGAUUGCCGAAUACAACAGGCUGGUGUCAGAGAUGCAGAUCAAUGUGGCAGUGGUCGAGAGGUCGCUGGCUGGACACACUGUGUCACACAUAUGGCCAUGGGAGGUGAACAGCAGUGGAUCAUCAGUGAACAUCAGCACCAAGAGACGAGUGCAUGACCAGCAGAUGCUGACCACACGCCUGCAAGAGGAGAGAAGCAUCCUGGUUUUGGAGAUGGCCCAACACUGCACUUCGUUGCGAAACCUGGCCUCGGCUCUCAGGACCAAAAUUAUAAGUGAGGCAGAGGGAAGUGAAGGACUACGAUGUCUUCUUAUUCGAAGACUUUCGGAAGUGGAAGGUAGUUUGCGGUUGGUCCUACACCACUACCAGGCUGCUUUGGGGCCACAUGCAUCUCUCCUUGGAGGCUUGGAUGAUGAAGAGGAAAGUGAACCUAGCAGUUCGGAAGAGAGUGAGGAGGAGGCAACCUAGGUAGCCCUGGCAGCACAUCAUCCCCCACCCUCAUCCAUCUCCACUGGCUCCUAGUCAAGAGCCGUAUCUCCUACAAACUCCUCCUCCUCACCUACAAAUCCCUCCAUGCCCUCGCCCCCCAAUACUUGUCUGACCUCCUCCACCAGUACACUCCAUCCUGGAACCUACGGUCCUCUGACCUGGGUCUGUUCUCCACACCCAUACUAAGCUGCAGACUUUUGGUGACAGAGCUUUCAGUGUGGCGGCCCCUACCCUCUGGAACUCUCUCCCUCCUGACAUCCAUGGCGCCCCAACCCUGGACACGUUUAAAACAGCCCUCAAAACACACCUUUUUACCAAGGCUUUUCCCCAUUAGUUAGUUUAGUUAGGUUAAUUUUCCCCUUUUUUGCUGCUGCCCCCCACUGCCCCUCCCGACCCCUUACCUGACCUUCGGUUUUUUGAAAGGCGCUAUAGAAAUCUUGAGUUAUUAAUAUUAUUAUUAGGUAUCCUCCUGGGGUAUGCAUGGUUGUUUGCCUGUGUAACAGGAUUCAUUUUGUUUGUAUGUUUCACUAGAUUUUUAUGUCUAAUUUGCUAUUGUUUAUUUGUUUUUCUGUGAUCACCUGUCUUGUUUAAUUUUUCAUUUUAUUGAUUUAUUUACUUUAUUUUAAUAUCCUGAUUACUGAUGGGCUAUGAGCUGGGACAUUGGCGGGGUCGUGAACUCUUAGGUCUCUGUCUCUUUCCCGGGUCUAGCUGGUGUGGGCAGAGGUUAGUAAUGCCAGGAGCUCUAUGUACAUCCUUUUUAUGAGAAGCUAGAAUGUUUGAAUAUCCAUAAUGUUUUAUUUAAAUAUCUCUAAAUUGUCAUGUGUAUUAUAGGUAUGAUUGUGUAGUGAAAAUGUCAUUUUACAAAUAGUUUAAGCAAUGAGUGACGACGAUGAUUUAUGUUGUUGAAGCUAGCUGGCCAAUAAUGCUAAGCUGGGAAAGAGCCCUGCGAUCAAAUCUUUUUGCUCUGUGAUUACUCUACGCAGAUGGGCUCAAUAAAUGGUGGAUGCAGUACAUCGGUCUCCAGACUGCUCAAUGACCAUAACACCACGCAGAGUGAGCUGGUAACACCUGUAUGUGCCUGUUAAUUGUGAAAUAAAGAUAUUGAAAAUA
Messenger RNA from Lampris incognitus (smalleye Pacific opah), 3345 nucleotides. RefSeq lists its product as uncharacterized. The record is from RefSeq and is a predicted model, not a curated record. The transcript is spliced from 16 exons. The coding region runs from base 25 to 2214 and encodes 729 amino acids. Lineage: Eukaryota; Metazoa; Chordata; Actinopteri; Lampriformes; Lampridae.